This is a messenger RNA of Salpingoeca rosetta, 1161 nucleotides long. RefSeq lists its product as uncharacterized. The record is from RefSeq and is a predicted model, not a curated record. The coding region runs from base 1 to 1161 and encodes 386 amino acids. The transcript has 15 exons. Lineage: Eukaryota; Choanoflagellata; Craspedida; Salpingoecidae.
AUGGGGAAGAAGAAACGCUCUGCGGACGCCCGCUUCCCAUUGUGGUGGUGCGAGACGGAUCAGCGGAUCAUUCGUGGCGUGAUUUCCGCAUUGGAGGAAGCCGACGCCGACGCCUGCUAUGCACGAGACAACGACUGGGUGGAUUGGGACGCCAUUGCCCCAGAGGGCAUGUCGGGGCAAGAGGCCAAGGAGCGUUGGGAGCACCUCGCAAAAGAGGUCCCCAAACGCAGAACCAACUUGGAGAUUGCGCGGAUCGUGCAGAAGAACUUCAACGGAGCCAAAGCGACGGGGAACGUCCUGACGCCAACACAGUACACAAAGGUUGCCAACAUGCGCAGACAUCCCCAGCGCUUAAAGGCGCAAGACCUCUACCCAGACUUCCCGAAGCGGCCCAUGUCUGCAUUCUUCCUCUGGGCAGAGGACCAACGAGAGUCAAUACGCGUGGAAAUGCCGGAUGCACAAGCGCGUGUCAUCCAACGCGUCCUCGGCGAGCGAUGGCGUGACAUCCCAGAGAACGUCAAGGACGUGUACAAGCAGCGCGCUGCGGAGGCCAUGGAGCGUUACUACGCGGAAAUGGACAAGUUUUACCACGUGCAUCCGGAAGCGAAAGUUGACAAGAAGCUUGCACGACUUCCCGCCAAGAAGCCGAAACUGACCCUCGACGCUCCAAAACCGCCCCCACGAUCCGGCUACCUGCUCUUCUUGCAGGAAGUUCGGUCCACCAUGCCAGAUGUCCCAUUCACGGAUGCGGUGCGUCACAUUGCGGCGCAGUGGCAGGCGCUCUCCGAGGAGGUCAAGGCGUCAUAUGCACGCCGCCUCGACCAGAUGUGGUCAAAGCACGAUGAGGAGUGGGAGGCGUUUGUGCAGUCGAUGCCCGAGCACCAGCGGGCCGAGUUGGAACGAAUGCGGCCCUCAAGUGCACAUCCCCGACACAAACAGUCCCCGUCAUCGACCGCGGCUACCAGCAGUGCUGCGGCGGCAGCAGCCGUGUCCACAGCUCAACCCGACGGCAGUGGUCAAUACAGUUCACCCUCCAGACACACGGAAGGAUGGAGGCCACCGUUUCGCUCACACGAUGGCGGCGAUGUCAAUGCACGUGGACAGGACUGGAUUGGAGCAGAGCCCAGCGGUGGUGCACCCACAACAGCAACAACAACAUGA